UUUUUUUUAGUCUCCUCUCUCAAGUCCUCGGCCUUCUUCAACGCUCAGACCCAAGUCCCCAUUGAGACUCUCCUCGCUCUCUCUCUCUACUGCCUUUACCUUCAUCUUCAUAAUUCACAUAACAGUUGGAGAGGGCUUUACUUGAAAAUUUGGAUGUCUUGGCAUGCAGUAUAAUCGUUUUGGGCCUUUUCAUCAAGGUCUCUGUGCUGCAGCUGAUUUAACCUUUUAGAGGCAUCUUGUUUCUCACUGAUGUACUCGGUUCAAGAUUGUGGCCCGCAUCAGAAAUACAGAUCAAAUGCCAUCAUUAAAGAUGAAAACCAAGUUGAAUGCGGACUGUUUAAGACAAAAAAAUGGUCUCCAUGUAUGUCAGAAGUCAAGUACGAUAUCCAAGCAUUCUUGCUCUCGCAUUAGAAUUUCUCAGCAAACAGCAGAAUUUGAGUCAUGUAUUCAAAGUUGUCAGGAUGAUGGAUCAGCAAACUAAACAUGUUAAGACAUUUAAUCUGCAAAUGACAAUUUCUUCAAGCAAUGAAGUCUCCACACAGGAUACUGGAAGUAAUGAAGCAGCUAUUGACCAGCAAGAAUUGCUAGAUGCUGAAAAUCUUCAGUUUCAGAUGGAGUUGUCAUCUUUAGUCGAUCCCAUAACUAUGGAGAAUACGGAAUAUGCCACAGUCCCCUGGCCAUCAAACUUAGAGACAAUUUUCUCACCUGUUCUUGAGUCUGUUGACGUUCACAGUGAACUAAAUAUUCUCAACAGUGCAGGGAGCUACAAUGAACCUUAUUUGGCACAGUUGAUAGGUGAUGAUAGUGAUGAUAACAGCAGAAGCUCAUCUGACUAUCAAACUUGCAAUGUAUCAGAUUUUUACAUUUCUGAUAUGAUUGUUGCAGACCUACCCAUUGAUGGGAACUCCAUGUAUGAUGACAUUAUUGGGAUCAAUCCCUUUCCUGAUUACAAAUGUGGUGAACCAAGUAUGUUGUUUGAUGUGGCUGAGCAAUGUAUGAUACUACCUUUCCUUGAGGAUACUAGGGAAGCUAGAAAUAUCCACAGUCCUACUUCCUGUGAAGAAGCCAUGGUUGGUUCAGACAAUUCAAGCUUAUAUCUAGCAAUUCAUCAGAUGAGAUCCUGCAACCAGGAAUCUGACAUAAACCCUUGCUCUGACCAAGAUCAAGCAGAGUGCUUUGAUCCACAUUUGUUUAUCAGAAAUUUACCAGACCUAUCUGAUGUGGUAGCAAAUUCUCGGCCUACUAUAUUGCCUAAAGAAACACGGAAAAAGAAGAGUAUUACCCUAGUACUUGAUUUGGAUGAAACGCUCGUGCAUUCUACAUUGGAACAUUGUGAUGAUGCAGAUUUCACCUUUCCUGUUUUUUUCAACAUGAAAGACCACACUGUAUAUGUAAAACAGAGGCCUUACCUCCAUACUUUCUUGGAGAGAGUUGCAGAGAUGUUCGAAAUUGUUGUUUUCACUGCCAGUCAAAGCAUCUAUGCUGAACAACUUUUGGAUAUACUUGAUCCUGAUGGAAAGUUUUUUUCUCAUCGAGCUUAUCGUGAAUCAUGCAUUUUUUCAGAUGGCAGUUACACUAAAGACUUGACGGUUUUAGGCAUAGACCUUGCAAAAGUUGCUAUAAUUGAUAAUUCGCCCCAGGUUUUCCAGUUGCAAGUGAAUAAUGGGAUUCCUAUUAAGAGUUGGUUUGAUGAUCCGUCAGACCAUGCACUAAUUUCACUACUUCCCUUCCUAGAGACCCUGGUUGAUGCUGAUGAUGUCCGUCCUAUCAUUGCCAAGAGAUUUGGUAACAAGGAAUAAGAACCCCUCCUUGGUUCUCUUUUUCAUUAGCUCAAAUUUAAUGACUCCUUCCCUGUGUCUCUUUUUAAGCAAAAGUUAUGCUUCAAUCAUGUUCAGUUCUCAUUCCUCUUGAGCUCUUUAGAUGAUUGUUUAUACAAUAAAUAAAUCAGUAGCCUUGUUGAGUCAGCUUUUGGUGCUUGUCCCCUUUCUUUUCUCCUCUUGGCUAACAAACUCAGUGAAGCAUUCUUACCUAAUUUGUCUCAACAAGUAGUUUCCCGAGAGCAUAUAUAUCAUUUUCAUUGUACAGUUAUAGGUGCUAUUUUAUUGCAAGAGUGUGUAUAUGUACUAUUUUUAUUGUGAAAUAAAAUUCUUACAGACUCUUGUUUGCCCUUUA
Vitis vinifera (wine grape) is the source of this 2172-nucleotide messenger RNA. RefSeq lists its product as uncharacterized. NCBI's taxonomy places the organism in Eukaryota, Viridiplantae, Streptophyta, Magnoliopsida, Vitales, Vitaceae. The coding region runs from base 351 to 1799 and encodes 482 amino acids. Gene Ontology annotation, molecular function: phosphoprotein phosphatase activity. The record is from RefSeq and is a predicted model, not a curated record. The transcript is spliced from 9 exons.